This is a messenger RNA of Necator americanus (New World hookworm), 2073 nucleotides long. RefSeq lists its product as uncharacterized. Gene Ontology annotation, cellular component: IkappaB kinase complex; cytoplasm. Gene Ontology annotation, molecular function: ATP binding; IkappaB kinase activity. Lineage: Eukaryota; Metazoa; Nematoda; Chromadorea; Rhabditida; Ancylostomatidae. The transcript is spliced from 17 exons. The record is from RefSeq and is a predicted model, not a curated record. Gene Ontology annotation, biological process: positive regulation of transcription by RNA polymerase II; tumor necrosis factor-mediated signaling pathway; peptidyl-serine phosphorylation. The coding region runs from base 1 to 2073 and encodes 690 amino acids.
AUGAUCUCUCAACAUGGCGAAGAGUACACAAUUGACUUCAGCAGAAAAAUCGGCAGCGGUGCAUACGGAAAUGUCCACUCGGGAAGGGCUUCGUCUGGCAGAAGUGUUGCAGUCAAAUGCGCUCGAGAUGCAAAAGAAAUUCAGGCUGCACGAAAAGAGGUGGAAUUUUAUCGCCGAUGUGCAGGUGCACGUAAUAUUGUAAAGUAUGUUGGUAGUCAACACAAGGAAGCAACGGAUCACUCUCCCGAACGCUUCUCGUUUGCCAUGGAACGUGCAUUGUUCUCACUCGACAAGCUUAUGAAGCAGGUCCGACAUGUACAUGGCCUUCCUAAGGAUAUCAUCAUAGAUCUUCUUGUAGAUUCAGCUUCUGCUUUGAAUACGUUGAAAAGCCGGGGAAUUGCUCAUCGAGACAUCAAACAUCUCAAUAUUCUUGUUUUCCCCGGUGCUCGAAAAGGCCGGAGAUCACAGUAUUUGUUCAAAUUCUGUGACAUGGGAGUGUCGAGUUUCGUUCACGAGGGUGGAGUUAUGCAAACGCUAGUGGGUACACCACAUGCAUUGUGUCCAGCAAUGGCAGACGCUCAUGCAAACCGACAGGCUAGAACCCGUGAGAAUUAUACCAGGGAACAAUGCGAUCUGUGGUCACUCGGCUGCACUUUCUAUUUCGUCGCAACAGGAAAAUCUCCUUUUCCCAUGGAUUCUAAAGACAGCAAUGUUUAUGCACACGCCGUAUCGGAAAACAAUCGGCCUGAAGGUGCGAUAUCGGCUGAUAGGGUUAGCUAUGAUUCGAAUCGAUACAUGUAUAAGUACGGUUAUUCUAUUCCGAAUGCCUCGUAUCCAAAAUGGUUCCGUCAUUGCCUUGCAAAACUGAUCGCCAUGCUCUUCAGUAGGGAACCUACUUUAAAGUCUCUUGACGAAAUGGUAGAAGCGUUGGAAAAGUCUGUUGAGAAGGGAUUUAUUUCUAUCGAGUCAAUGGAUAUCUUUAGCUAUUGCGACCUUCGGAAUGUGCUACAUUUCAGUCAGAACUAUCCAACUCUCAAGGAUGAACUCUCCUUGAAGGAUGGCGUCGAAUAUCGUUUAAUUUACGAGAAUAAGCUGGUUGUUUUUGCUGCUCCCGUAGAAGAUCGAGUUCGCUGUAGAAGUCCACCAAUUCUUUAUCCGUUACUUGCUGAUAUUCCAUGGACUCCCAAGAUAUGGUGGCGCACAGUUGAGGACAAGAAAGGCCACUCCACAAAAACAGGAGCGAACAGAAAUGGGGACGAAUCUUCUCGAAAGCGAUCUGAUAUGUAUUCACAAGUAGGAGACGCAUUGAACGACUGUGAUAAAAUUUUGGAAAUAGUCGAAAUGUCAAAAAAGAUUUUGGGCGUGCAACUGGAACGGAUAAAAUGUGAACUCGAAACCGUUCGAGAAAAGACGUUGAUGCCAAUUCGUUUCACAAUCUACGCAAAAAUGCAAUCCUUCGCUCUUUUACCAUUUCUGAACGAGGCUGCUGAUAAGACCAUAAUGGGUCGUGUAUGUGAAAUGGCUGGUCGUGCCACAAAGGAGCUGGAGAAAUGCAUAGCUUUUCUGAAUCAGUCGCUGACAUCAGCAUCUGAAUGUUCGUCUGAGCUAGAUGGAAUCGAACUAGAGGCAGCUGAAAUCCCUGGAGUUGAAGAUGAACUAAAUGGUCUUCUCAACGAUGAUCCAUCUGUUGGAGUUUUCCAAUACGAAAAAGAGCUUAUCGACCAAUGUAUUGCAAGAAGAGCUGAUUUAGCUGCUCAGUUGUGUAACAACACUAAAAAUUCGGUAGUAAAAGUGCUGUUGAGAACAGCUAGAUUUGUUCUGGAUAUAUCUUCGGAAAUUUCGAAGUACCGCAACUAUAUUGAUGACUACAUUGGACUUAUUGAGAGGCCUUUCCAAGAAAUGAAGAACUGUAUGGAAAGGAUGCAGGUAACCAACAAUUUGGACGAGAAUACUUUCCAAAAAGCAUUGAUGUAUUAUAAGCGGCCAGCAAACAUUGUUACUCAAACUCGUCUUAUUCGCGAAAAAGUUAACCAAGUGUUUGAGUUACUGCAACAGGUCAACAAUCCUAAGUGA